Messenger RNA from Orbicella faveolata, 1390 nucleotides. RefSeq names its product cilia- and flagella-associated protein 337-like. Gene Ontology annotation, molecular function: protein binding; calcium ion binding. The record is from RefSeq and is a predicted model, not a curated record. Lineage: Eukaryota; Metazoa; Cnidaria; Anthozoa; Scleractinia; Merulinidae.
CUAUUCUCGGGGAUCAUUACAACAAGGACUUCAGACGGCGCAUGGAGACGAGGCAGUCACGAAGAGAUUACGUGGGCAAUGUGGACCGGAAGUUAACAAAUGGUGGAGGAUUGGGAAACACUUGCUCUCCUUUCCAAGCCCUCCAUAUGCCUGACACUAAAGAGUACGAGCUUCCUAAGAACAUGCCGGUGACUCCACGUAUGAUGCACAAGGCGGGUCGAUCAUCAAGUGAGCCAGUCUGGAUGACAGUCCGACAGGGAGCACUGCCGCCAUUACCCGCACUCAAAAGAUCAGACAGCUUUCUCACCAUGGCUGAGUCCGCUUCAGGAAACGCUUCGCAGUUGUCGUUUAUGGUGGAGUAGAUCACGCUUUUGGUGAAAGAUCAGAACGAGUGUCUUUUGGUUCGUUAUGAUUGACAUCUUCAUGGCAAUCAGAGCGGGAAAACAACAUCUGUGUCUUUGCGAUGUCUCGCCUGCGCAAAUACUUUCCUGUUGCUAACUUGCUUCUAUCUCCGAGACUGUUCGAGAUAUUUCAGAAUUUAGCACAACGAAGCUCACUGAUUCGAGUCGGUUGUGAAAAAUCGUGUGCUAUAAUUAGCCAAUCAGCUUCAUCGUGACACGUCAUCAGUGUGAAAUGUCGUUCGUCAUUUCCAGGGCAAGAGAGAGAAGGAGAGAGAAAAGUCAACCGUGUUUAUUCAAUUGUUAUUCUGAAGGGAAAACUACCAUCUGUUUCAAAUGAUACACAUUGUAGCAUUCUUGUGACUUGCUACACUACGAUACUUGUCAAGGAAAGAUUACGUUACGAAUCAAACAAAUGCCUACAGAGGCUACCUUUGAGUCGUUCAGAAAUAUGAUAGAAGAGAGGGACUGCCUCGAGAGUUCUGCCCUCGCACUAACAGGAACUUGCGGAAAAGAGACGCUAUGAAGUGAUGGAAAUCCAAAAUCAAGGUAGUGCUGUUCAUAAAACGAAAGAUGGCAGAACAUUCUUGGAGUUGAGUCCAAACCAAAAAUAACUUAAUAGUUUCGUUGAUGAUCCACAAUAAAUCAUAUGACAUGUAUUUAUUUUUUAUAUAUAGUUACGCUAAGUAUAAUUUAUUGUACAGUUGCCAAACACGGAGAAGUUUUUAAAUAGUAUACUCUUCAUGUACCUCUAGGAUCGAAAAUAAUGAUAUAGAGGACAAUUCGAGUAUUUUUAUUGUUCUAUGAAGUAUGAAUUAUGAGUUUUUACAAAAAUUGGGAAAAGCUUCGAAAUAUGAAGGAGAAAUGAGAAAUGGAGAAUUUUGGCGCCUGCAGUCCAUUGACGCCAUCGUAGAAUUCUGCAAUCAAUAAUGACUAAAGAGCAUGCUUAGAUUAUGGAUGUUUUUAUUAAAGAAAUCAUUAUGACAACCUUA